Molecule: messenger RNA, 1761 nt
Organism: Delphinapterus leucas (beluga whale)
Lineage: Eukaryota; Metazoa; Chordata; Mammalia; Artiodactyla; Monodontidae
Source: RefSeq, a predicted model, not a curated record
AUGAUCAGAAGGGAAGGAAACACCCAUGGGGCUCAGAGAUCUGACCUAGAGUCUGCCCCCUGCCCCCCGGCCUACCAGCUGGGGAGUUCGGGCAACUGGCUUAAGUCUCUGAACUCCGGCUCCUCCUAUGGUUGCACUGAGGAGAAAGGAGACAUCUGGCUAGCCCUCUCUCCAGCUCCCACGGCCACGGUCUUCACCCCGGCUCCCCUGGAGGACACCUCUGCGCACCCCCAGUUCUGCAAGUGGCCGUGCGAGUGCCCGCCCUCCCCGCCCCGCUGCCCGCUGGGGGUCAGCCUCAUCACAGACGGCUGCGAGUGCUGUAAGAUAUGCGCUCAGCAGCUCGGGGACAACUGCACGGAGGCUGCUGUCUGUGACCCCCACCGGGGCCUCUACUGUGACUACAGUGGGGACAGCCCGAGGUACGCAGUAGGAGUAUGUGCACAGGUGGUCGGCGUGGGCUGCGUGCUGGACGGCGUGCGCUACAACAACGGCCAGUCCUUCCAGCCCAACUGCAAGUACAACUGCACGUGCGUGGGCGGCGCGGUGGGCUGCACGCCGCUCUGCCUCCGCGCACGCCCCCCGCGCGUCUGGUGCCGCCACGCCCGGCGGGUGAGCGUGCCCGGGCGCUGCUGCGAGCAGUGGGUGUGCGACGACGACGCCAGGAGGCCACGCAAGACCGCGCCGCGCCACACGGGCGCCUUCGCAGCCAUGGAUGAGAUAGAGCCGUGGCACAGGAACUGCAUAGCCUACAGCAGCCCCUGGAGCCCCUGCUCUGCCAGCUGCGGCCUGGGGGUCUCCACCCGCAUCUCCAACGUCAAUGCCCGGUGCUGGCCUGAGCAGGAGAGUCGCCUCUGCAACCUGCGGCCCUGUGACGUGGACCUCUGGCCACACGUCAAGGAAGGGAAGAAGUGUCUGGCCGUGUACCAGCCAGAAGCGCCCGUGAACUUUACACUGGCCGGCUGCACCAGCACACGUUCGUACCGGCCCAAGUACUGUGGGGUCUGCACAGACAACAGGUGCUGCAUCCCCUACAAGUCCAAAACCAUCGACAUCUCCUUCCAGUGUCCUGACGGGCCUGGCUUCUCCCGCCAGGCCCUGUGGAUUAAUGCUUGCUUCUGCAACCUGAGCUGUCGGAAUCCCAACGAUAUUUUUGCCGACUUGGAUUCCUACCCUGACUUCUCAGAAAUUGCCAAUUAGGCAGGCACAAAACACGAGCUCGAGGCCUGGCCCCAUGCUUGUAAAGCAGGCAGCCUUCUGAGGCCCACACUGAGCCUUCUUUUGUCCACCUUACCCUGAUCCGGACCCGUGGCCCCCUUUCCUGUCUCCGACCACCCAAAGCACCCAUCGUGGUGCCGCUCAAGCCCAGACAAUGGGUCCUCUCCUUGACAAUUCCACGUACACUCCAAGGAAAGUGCCUGUCUCCAGCCGUUCUGGUCAAUACCCAAGGCUGAUCCGGCCUGUCCAAGUCACUGGACGUCUUGCUGGAUCUUGCCCAAGUCUCAAGGAACAGAAUCAGCUAGGCAUUCAGUGUCACUAAUUCCUUCUUUAAAUACCAAAUCGUAAGACUCUCUGGGUCCAUUCAGAAGGAUAGAUGGGAUUUAGAACUACUCCGAUCGACAGUUGUGACCACCGCACACCAAAGUAUCUCUCAUUCCAAAGAUUUGUGCCUCCCAAGGUCACCCAGCAUUUGCCAAGUGAGGUGAAUUGCUGUUUGGGUUUGGUUUUUUUAAUGAACAAUUGUAUCCAUUAUUCCGGGCAUUG